AUGCAUCAAUACGUCUCUCGAGCCCUCGCAAGAGGGUCAAGCUGCCUCCUCAAGCCGAGCUUCUGUGGAAUCGCUCUCACCACCCCACCCAACUUCCAAACCUGCAAACUCGCCCCUGCGCAAUCCUCACGGUCCCUUACCACCGCCACCAGCAAAGGUACUCGCAGCUACACACCUAUAAGUCGCGGUCCCACCCCUCCUCCUACGAAGUCGCCCGAAGAGUUUACAGGCUCUCCUUACAUAGUUCGCCGCACGCCAUCAGCACAACUGCCCGUCUACCGACGGUUCACGUCAGGAGGCAAUCGCGAGGUGGUCUUCAUUAAAAAGGUGGAUGGUGACCGCAAGAAGCUGUUGGAGGAUCUGGUAGAGUCCCUUGGUGUGAGCAGGGGCGAUAUUAGACUCAAUCCAUUGACACAACACCUGGAGCUUAAGGGCAAUUUCUACGACAGGACCAAGUCAUGGUUAUUAGAGCGCGGAUUCUAG
Molecule: messenger RNA, 483 nt
Organism: Pochonia chlamydosporia 170
Lineage: Eukaryota; Fungi; Ascomycota; Sordariomycetes; Hypocreales; Clavicipitaceae
Product: ribosomal protein L49/IMG2
Exons: 2
Coding region: 1-483 (160 amino acids)
Biological process (GO): translation
Cellular component (GO): mitochondrial large ribosomal subunit; ribosome
Molecular function (GO): structural constituent of ribosome
Source: RefSeq, a predicted model, not a curated record